Molecule: messenger RNA, 3428 nt
Organism: Ziziphus jujuba (common jujube)
Lineage: Eukaryota; Viridiplantae; Streptophyta; Magnoliopsida; Rosales; Rhamnaceae
Product: probable LRR receptor-like serine/threonine-protein kinase At3g47570
Exons: 3
Coding region: 47-3124 (1025 amino acids)
Biological process (GO): protein phosphorylation
Cellular component (GO): plasma membrane
Molecular function (GO): protein kinase activity; ATP binding; protein binding
Source: RefSeq, a predicted model, not a curated record
UUCACAACUUUGAGCUCCACCAUCUGGUGGCCGUUCAAAAUUCCAAAUGGAUCAGCUCUCACUCUCAGGCACCCGUUUUAGCAUAUAUAUUUCAGUUUUCAUGCAAAUCUUUCUUCUCACCUCUUUAGCCUUAAUCCCGUUCACAGUUGGAGGAAAUAGUUAUAAUGAAACCGAUAAGCUUUCAUUGCUCGCCUUUAAGGCUCAAGUGGUGGAAGACCCUUUUGGAGUUCUCAACUCUUGGAACGCAUCUCUGCAUUUCUGUGAAUGGUCGGGCAUUACGUGCGGCCGACGGCACAAGAGGGUCACGGUGUUGGACGUCAAUUCACACAAGCUGAAAGGUGAGUUAUCUCCACACAUUGGAAAUUUGAGUUUUCUCAGGGUAUUAAAGCUCUAUAACAAUAGUUUGGGCGAACAUAUCCCACCGGAAAUAGGCCGUUUGUUCCGACUGAGAAUAUUACGUCUGGAUAACAACUCCUUUACUGGCGAAAUUCCAGGCAACAUCUCUCACUGUUCUAGCCUCGAGAAACUAAUUCUGGCUUAUAACAAUCUUGUUGGAAAAAUUCCCCAAGGUAUAGGCUUCUUGUCCAAGCUUUACUUCAUCGAUUUGAUCUCCAACAAAUUAGUUGGAGAAAUUCCCACUUCUCUUGGGAAUCUUAGUACUCUUGAGGUGUUGGCUGUGGAAAUUAACAGACUGCAUGGGAGCAUUCCAAAUAGCUUUGGGCAGUUGAAGAGCUUGAGUAAUCUAGAUGUUGGAGUAAAUUAUUUAUCUGGUACCAUUCCUACCUCAAUAUACAAUCUCUCUUCUAUUACAGUUUUUGCUGUGCUUGAAAACCAAUUUCAUGGAAGCCUACCGCCUGACUUGGCUGGUCCCACUACUCUUCCAAACCUCCAACUUUUUUAUGCCAGCUCUAAUCAGUUCGAUGGGCCAAUUCCCCUAACCAUUUCCAAUGCCUCUGGCCUUGUACUAUUUGAAAUAGCCAAAAACAAGUUUUCUGGAAAAGUGCCUAGUUUAUCAAGAGUCUCCAAUUUGCGAAGUCUAAUUCUUGAAGAUAAUAAUCUCGGAUAUCGCGAGGAUGAUGACUUAAAUUUCAUCACCUCUCUUGUGAACUGCACUAAUCUAGAAGUUUUGUAUUUGAAUCAAAAUAAUUUUGGAGGAACUUUGCCUGAAUCAUUGAACAAUAUCUCAACAAAGCUUCAGUCUUUAGCAAUUGCAAAUAAUUGGAUACGUGGAAGUAUUCCAACUGGGAUUGGAAACCUCAUCGAAUUGGAAUUUUUAGACGCCGAGGAAAACCAUUUGACAGGUCCUAUACCCGGUUCAAUAGUUAAAUUACAAAAACUGUAUUGGUUGUCUUUUAGCAACAAUAAUCUCACGGGAGUUAUACCUUCUUCUAUAGGGAAUUUGACAUUGUUAAGCAAACUCUUGCUACACUCCAACAACUUGCAAGGAAGCAUACCAUCGAGUCUUGGAGGAUGUAAGAGUUUGACAACACUUGAUUUUUUUCAAAACAAUUUGAGUGGUACUAUACCAAAACAACUUAUUGGCUUGUCAACCUUGGCCGAGGGAUUAGAUUUAUCAUGGAAUAGGUUGACUGGUCCCAUCCCUAUGGAAGUAGGAAAUUUGGUAAAUAUUCAAUAUUUGCGUCUUGAAGAAAAUAAGUUGAAUGGUGAAAUUCCUGAAACUCUUGGUGGUUGCACAAGCUUGAUGUAUUUGCAUUUGGGGGGAAACUCGUUGCAAGGGAACAUUCCCUCAUCUUUGGUUACUUUGAGAGGAAUAGAAGAAAUGGACUUCUCUCGCAACAACUUAUCUGGAAAAAUCCCUAUGUAUUUGCAGACUUUUCAUAUGUUGAAGAUUUUGAAUUUAUCGUUCAAUGAUUUCGAAGGUGAAGUACCUAUUCAUGGAGUGUUCAAUAAUGUAAGUGCACUUUCCAUAGUGGGAAACACAAGGCUAUGUGGAGGUAUACCACAGUUGAACUUGUCUAGCUGCUCCUUCAAUCUCUACAGAAAGCAUAAACUGUCUCGCAAGGCAAAAAUCAUUAUUGUUUCUGUUGCUUGCGGACUCGUUGCGUUGAUUCUAGCGAUAUUUUUGCUUAUAUUUUGUAUGUUGAGGAAAAGAAUCAAGUCAACAAAUUUGGGAUCAGCAUUUGGAAUUUCUUUCUUGAAAGUAUCAUAUGGGGAUCUUUUCAAAGCUACUGAUGGAUUUUCAUCAGCAAAUUUGAUUGGUGUUGGAAGUUUCGGUUCUGUAUAUAAGGGAAUCUUGAAUCAACUAGAAGCAAAAGUUGUUGCUGUGAAAGUACUAAAACUUGAAGCUUCAAGAGCUUCAAAAAGUUUUGUAGCUGAAUGUAAAGCCUUGAAAAGGAUCAAGCACCGAAAUCUUGUUAAAAUCAUAACCGCAUGUUCAAGUAUUGAUUUUCGGGGAAAUGAUUUCAAAGCUCUUGUAUAUGAGUUUAUGGUUAAUGGGAGCCUAGAAGAGUGGCUACAUCCAAAUCAUGGAGCAAAAUCGGAACAAGAACACAAGCAUUUGAGUCUUAUUGACAGGGUGAACAUUUCCCUCGAUGUGGCAAACGCUCUCAAUUAUCUGCACAAUCAUUGCCAUGUGCCAACUGUUCACUGUGAUUUGAAGCCAAGCAAUGUUCUCCUAGACAGUGACAUGAAUGCUCAUAUUGGUGAUUUUGGAUUGGUGAGGUUCCUUUCCCACCAAUUUUCCUCAGAACAAACUAGUUCUCUUGGAAUAAGAGGCUCCAUUGGAUACAUGGCGCCAGAGUACGGCAUGGGAAGCGAGGUGUCAACAUUGGGCGAUGUCUACAGUUAUGGAAUCCUGCUGUUAGAGAUGUUCACAGGCAAGAGGCCAACUGAUAUUAUGUUUAGAGAUGGUUCAAAUCUGCAUAACUUUGCUUUGGCAGGUCUUUCUAAUUGCGUGGAAGAAAUUGUAGAUGUCAUGCUUCUUCAAACAGAAAAUGAAGGCAGAAACAACAAUAAUGUAAAUCAAGGCACUCACGACUGCUUGGUUUCAGUUAUUAAAAUUGGAGUAGCUUGCUCUGCCGAGCUGCAAAAAGAGAGAAUGGAUAUGGCUGAUGUUGUUGCUGAACUUUGUCAUAUAAAAGACAGACUUCACAACCAUGCAUAGGAAGCAUUAAGAACCAUCCAAGCAGAGAACCCAGUGGUUCUUUAGGUGGAGGUCUUGGAGUUGGAGGGUAUGGCCAACGGUUUAGCAAAAGUGAUGAUAGAAUAUGUGGUGCCAUUGAAAGUAUUUACCAGCUAAUAAAGUUAUAGCCUGUGUAGUAAAUAGUCUAGUAAAAGUCAAAAGCACAUUUUCUUCUCUUCUUUUCCUCCUUUAUGUCAUUAUAUUUCUCCAGCUUUAUGUAGUACCUCUAUUAUUGCACACAUUUAAUUUGGAAAUUGAUAUGGUCAAGUGGACUUUUGUGUAAUAA